Molecule: messenger RNA, 544 nt
Organism: Pygoscelis adeliae (Adelie penguin)
Lineage: Eukaryota; Metazoa; Chordata; Aves; Sphenisciformes; Spheniscidae
Gene: DNAJC15
Product: DnaJ (Hsp40) homolog, subfamily C, member 15
Exons: 6
Coding region: 31-381 (116 amino acids)
Biological process (GO): protein import into mitochondrial matrix
Cellular component (GO): PAM complex, Tim23 associated import motor
Molecular function (GO): ATPase activator activity
Source: RefSeq, a predicted model, not a curated record
CAUGCCGUAAAUGAACUGAUCCACUCCACAAUGAUAGCCAGAACUGUGAUAGCAGUUGGACUUGGUGUUGCAACUGUUGCAUUUGCAGGUCGUUAUGCUUUCCACCUUUGGAAACCAUUGGAGCAGGCAAUUACAGAGACAGCAAAGAGGAUUUCAACUUUUAGUCUUUCAUCAUACUAUAAAGGAGGAUUUGAACAGAAAAUGAGUAGGCGAGAAGCUAGUCUUAUUCUAGGUGUAAGUCCAUCUGCUGGCAAGGCCAAAAUCAGAACAGCCCAUAGAAGAAUCAUGAUUUUGAAUCAUCCUGAUAAAGGUGGAUCACCUUACUUAGCAACAAAAAUAAAUGAAGCAAAAGACUUGUUGGAAUCCACUGUCAAAAACUGAAAUCCGAAGCCUUGGGUCAUAAGAGAUUCAGCAGAUACGUUGUACAACAGCUUUCAUAGCUACUUGCUCUGCACAGUUUCUUAACACCGCAUUGAUUGUUCCUAUUUAUUGUCAUAAUUAAAUGUUUAAGAUUAUUUAAAAACAAACUGAAAUCUUUUACAGU